UUUCUUUGAUGUGCAAAAACUCAAGUCACACCAGCACAUUCACGGAGGAGAGAAGCGACACCACUGCACUCAGUGUGGCAAGAGGUUCAGCAGCUCAGGACAUCUGAAGAGACACCAGCGUAUUCACACGGGAGAUAAACCACACGUCUGUAGUCUGUGUGGCAAGGCUUUUACGAGACAGGAUCGUCUCAAACAACACCAGCACAUUCACUCCAAGGAAAGGCCGUACCAUUGCAGUCAGUGUGGCAAGGGUUUCACUCGAGGGGACCAUCUAAAAGAGCACCAGCGUACUCACAAAGGAUCAAUGUCAUACUUCUGGACUCCAUUUGGAAAAGGACCAUCUCCGUACUUGAGGUUUCCAGCAUCCAGCUCAAUCUCACACAGAGAGAAAUACCAAAAUUACUCCUGUUCUCUGUGUGGCAAAGGCUUCCACUUAUGGUCCCGGUUCCAGCUGCAUCGCUAUGCUCACAUAGUAAAGAAACAAUACCCCUGCUUUAAAUGUGAUAAGAAUUUCCUCGUUGUGGCUGAACUCAGAUCACACCAGCGCAUCCACAUGGGUGCGAGACCACACCACUGCACUCAAUGUGGCAAAGGUUUCCCUAGCAAGAGCCAGUUCGACAGGCACCAACGCACUCACACAGGAGAAAGACCUCACCUAUGUGCUCAUUGUGGUAAGACGUUCACCAGAAAGUAUCAUCUCGAAACACAUCAGAAACGACAUACAGGAGAAAGGCCAUAUGACUGCAUCACGUGCAGUAUGAGUUUCUACAAAAAGGAUAGUCUCAAACAACAUCAGCGCACUCACACAGGCGAGAAACCAUACCAUUGUACUCAGUGUGGCAAGAGUUUCGCUUUUGGGGGGAGUCUCAAAGAACACCAGCGCACACACACAGGAGAGAGGCCAUACCACUGCAUCAUAUGUGGCAAGAGUUUCAUUAAGAAUAGUCAUCUCAAGCGACACCACAAUGUUCACACAGGACAGAAGCCAUACCUUUGCACUGAGUGUGGCAAGAGUUAUUCUAAUGGGAGUGGUCUCAAACGACACCAACAUGUGCACACGAGAGAGAGGCUGUACCAUUGUUCUCAGUGUGAAGAGAGUUUCACUGCGAUGUCUAAACUCAAGAAACACCAGAGCGUUCACACAGGAGGAAAGCCGCACAGCUGCACUCUGUGUGGAAAAGGCUUCACCCGUCAAAGCGAUGUCAAUAGACACCAGCGUGUUCACACGAGAGAGAGACCAUACCUCUGCCCACAGUGUGCCAGGAGCUUUACCAGAAAGGAUUAUCUCAAGCAGCAUCAGUGCAGUCAUACAGGGGAAAGACCAUAGCGCUGCGCUGUGCUGGUCCAGUUUUAAUUGAGGGCAUCAUCUUCAUCAACACUGUCGCAGUUACUCACUGUUCAGAGUCUAGUCCAGUGGAAGUCUGACCACUCUCAUUCUCACACCACUCUGGUCUGGAUCCCUUGCUGAUCUGGCAACAGUUUGGCCAUGAUUCAGUACUGAUCUGGUCCAGACCCGAAGAGAAUGGUGUGCUCUGUGGGGUCACUUUAAACCAAUCAUGUUUUGUUGGAGAGUCAUUGUAAACCAUUCAAGUUUUGCCAUACCUCUUUCAAUAGUAAAUUAUUUUUGU
Sardina pilchardus (European sardine) is the source of this 1628-nucleotide messenger RNA. Its product is annotated as gastrula zinc finger protein xLCGF3.1-like. The transcript is spliced from 2 exons. Lineage: Eukaryota; Metazoa; Chordata; Actinopteri; Clupeiformes; Clupeidae. Bases 305 to 1327 code for a protein of 340 amino acids. The record is from RefSeq and is a predicted model, not a curated record.